Messenger RNA from Prunus avium (sweet cherry), 1478 nucleotides. RefSeq lists its product as uncharacterized. The record is from RefSeq and is a predicted model, not a curated record. Lineage: Eukaryota; Viridiplantae; Streptophyta; Magnoliopsida; Rosales; Rosaceae. Gene Ontology annotation, molecular function: protein binding.
AAUAAAACAAAAACGAAGAAAUAAUAAUAAAAAUCCGGCUACCGACGGACGAAAGAAGAGAGAGUUCCCUUUCCGCGUUUGGCCAAACACUGAAGACUAAAGAAAAGAUCGAAGGAGAAAACACCGUUCUUCAACUAUUCAGAAAUCAAAAAUGAGUUUUGAGUGUUGAGUUUGAGAUCUAUUCAAAUAAUAAAUAAAUGUUACCCACUCAAUCUAGUUGAAAGUCUGCGUCAAGUGUGUGAGAGAUCAGAGAGAUCUAGCUAGGAUCUUCAAUCCUUUUGGAGGUUUUGGCUUCCCAAAAACGAAAAUGGCGCUUCGUUUUUCGUUAGCCGCAUUUUCUCUGAUCCUCCUUCUAUCCUAUCCUCUGCUUCUCAACGCCAAAACCCUCAAACGUGACAUGAAAGCAUUGAACGAGAUCAAGGCUUCGCUGGGCUGGAGAGUUGUGUACGCUUGGGUCGGAGACGAUCCGUGCGGAGACGGCGACCUUCCGCCGUGGUCCGGCGUCACUUGCUCAACUCAAGGCGAUUAUCGAGUCGUCACUGAGUUGGAGGUUUAUGCAGUCUCAAUUGUUGGGCCUUUUCCAACUGCUGUCACCAAUCUCUUGGAUCUCACUAGGCUGGAUCUCCAUAACAACAAGCUGACGGGCCCUAUUCCCCCCCAAAUUGGACGUUUGAAGCGUCUUAAAAUGCUUAAUUUGAGAUGGAAUAAGUUACAAGAUGUCAUUCCUCCCGAAAUUGGUGAACUGAAGAGUUUAAACCAUUUGCAUCUAAGCUUUAAUAGUUUCAAAGGGGAAAUUCCAAAGGAGCUUGCUAAUCUUCCAGAGCUUCGCUAUCUCUAUCUGCAAGAAAAUCGUCUUAUUGGGCGGAUUCCUGCAGAACUAGGAACUUUGCAAAAUCUUCGGCACUUGGACGUUGGUAAUAAUCAUUUGGUGGGUACCAUUAGGGAACUCAUACGCAUUGAGGGCUGCUUUCCAGCUUUGCGUAACCUUUACCUGAACAACAACUAUCUUACGGGAGGAAUUCCAGCACAGCUUGCAAACUUGACCAAGUUGGAAAUCUUGUACCUAUCUUACAACAAGAUGUCUGGGAUAGUUCCAUUAGGACUUUCCCAUAUUCCGAGAUUGACUUACUUGUAUUUGGAUCACAAUCAAUUUUCAGGGAGAAUUCCCGAUGCCUUCUAUAAACACCCAUUCUUGAAAGACAUGUAUAUUGAAGGGAAUGCAUUCAGACCAGGUGUGAAACCGAUAGGCAUACACAAAGUUCUUGAGCUCACUGACACGGAAUUUCUUGUUUAGUCAAGACAUCAAGCAAUUAUUUAUUUGUUACCAAUUGUGUUUAUGUACUGCCCAAACAAGGGCUCACGUAGUCUCUGAAUGAAAUGAAAAAUCUGUGUCGAUGAAGUUUUGAUGUCAUUAAUGAGUUCCUAUGUUGCUAACUGUCUGAGGAGUUGCUGAAAUCGUAAAUAGUAGUUUCAGAACU